Molecule: messenger RNA, 1798 nt
Organism: Drosophila persimilis
Lineage: Eukaryota; Metazoa; Arthropoda; Insecta; Diptera; Drosophilidae
Exons: 4
Coding region: 142-1749 (535 amino acids)
Molecular function (GO): protein binding
Source: RefSeq, a predicted model, not a curated record
GCAGCGUGUGUUGGGGAAAAACCAUUUUAUAAUAUUUUAUUCGAUCUAAAAGUAGACUUCCCCCGAAAAUCAAACAAAACAUAAUCAGCUCUGCAGGCAUCGCUCUGUUCCUUCUGGAAGUGCUGUACAAAGUGAAAAGCAAUGAAGAAAGUGCUAUUAACGAAAACGCAGUGCAUACAGCGGGUGUCGUCUGGAACAGACCUGAUAUUGAAACAGACAGCGCCAGUUGUAGUUGCUGUUGGACCCGCACCUUUGAACAGCAGCACGUACACACACCGAAAAGCCUUUCUGCCAGUUUACAAGGAUAUCAUCAGAGAAGUCAUGCGUAUACCAGAUAAAGAUAUACAACAACGUCUCAUCGAUGCUAUUAAUGGAUCGGGGAGCGAUAAGAUAUCUGCACCUACCUCGCGUCCAAAUAAACAGUGUUGUUGUGGGGCGACCAAAGUGAGCGCUUCCACACAAACUGAGGACGAACCAUGGAUACCAUCGCCCAGUACAUCUUAUCGAAAUCAUACGACGCCAAAUACACUCGUAAAGGGGUUGAUAAGAAAUGACUCAUUGACUGGUGUACCCAGUCCCAGUCCCAGCCCCAUUCCUAGUCCCAGUCCAGCUCUAUCCAUGCCUCAGAAAGUUGCGAAAAAGCGUGGUCGUAAGCGCAACACCUGUGUGCCACAAGUGGUCAAAGUAUCAGCAGCUGAAAUGGCCCAGCAGGACCGGGAGGCUAAACAACUAUCUCCCGUGAUCACCAAGAAGAGAAAUCUGGAAGUUCCUGAACGAAAGAGGAAAGAGGAAGAUCGACCGGCGUUAGAGCGUCGCAGCUCGACCAUGUCGGAUGUGUCCAUCAACGUGGCUGAAGGUAUCGAAUGUGUCUACUCUUACAUUGAAAAUGGUAUGGACAAUGAAAAACUCAUUCGCAUAAUGGCUAUGGAAUUCCAGAAGGCCCGUAUUUUGUCUCUUCAGGGCCUGCUACCCAUUCAUGAUGAUAUUCUAGACGGCGACAUUUAUGGCGUGCGGCGUCAGAUUUUUGUUUGCAAAUAUAGCAAUUUUGAUAUCAAUGAAAUGAUUAGCGCUGAUGGUGAAGAUUGCCUGGAACUUGCUCUAACGAAUGAUCGUGAUCCGGAUCUAGUCACAGCCCUUUUAACAGCCGGCUGUGUGCCCAACCACAUAUACGAAAACGGAAAUACGGCCCUCCACAUAGCUGUCAUCAACAACAUUGAUAGAGAAUCCAUAAGGCAACUAAUGCUACGUAUUGACCUGGAUCUCUUGCUACAGACAAACGAUGCCGGGUACACUGCCCUGCACCUGGCAGUGCGUCACAAUCAGUACCAUGUGGCAGAGACCAUAUUGGACUGCAUAGAUGAGCGGCAAUUGGAGGGGAGGGCUGUAUAUCGGAGGGCAACAGAGACGACAGACUCAAAGCUGACGCCAGAGAAAGCGUUUGCCAAAUACUAUGAGCGUGCCUGCGAUAGACUAGAAACAACCAAGGAUGUGCUCAAGAAUCGCCGAUUAAAGCUGGAUAUUCUAAAUACAGCAGAGUUGAUGGCGGGCAACACUCCUCUUUUCUUUGCUGUAGAACAGGGGCAAGAGCAUAUUUGCUAUUUCCUGUUGGCUCAUUUGUGCGAUCCAGACCAGGAAAACCUCAGCGGGCAUUCCCCCAAAUCGUUUCACUACGAAUAUGCUCGCAUUUUGAGGAUUAAUUUGAAAAUAUCCCGCGUGAUGGAUAAAGUCAUUGGCAUAUUAAAUGGAUGAAGAUAAAUGUACAUUACAUCGAAAAUUAAAUAUGUUUAGCCCCAGUUUA